UUUAUUGAGACGUUAGAGCACGCGCCACUUCUCACAGCACUUAAACCCUUAAAAUCUCCUUAUAUCAUAGCACGCCGGCGCGCCUCCGAGCUCCGACGUCGGCAGCGGCGGACAUCAGAGCAUCUUCGCUACCUACGGCAGACUUUCAAUCUCCCUCCGUCGUCGUCGCCGGCUGCCCAACACCUAUUUUAGCCUUUGAGUUUUGCUGUUUUACGUCUUCCAGUUAUGGUGGGGCUUUCCCUUGGAGAGCAAAACUUCAUAAAGGGUGGAAUUGCUCAGGAUCUGCGAACCGAUGGUCGAAAACGAUUAGCUUACCGGCCCAUCUUUGUGGAAACUGGCGUCAUUCCUCAGGCAAGUGGCUCAGCAAGAGUGAAGCUUGGGGCAACAGAUGUUAUUGCAAGUGUGAAGGCUGAGCUUGGAAAGCCAAAUCCGUCUCAUCCUGACAAAGGAAAGGUUUCAAUAUAUGUUGAUUGCAGCCCGACAGCUGAACCAACUUUUGAGGGCAGAGGGGGUGAGGAAUUAUCAACAGAGCUCUCUUCAGCACUUCAACGAUGUUUAUUAGGUGGUAAAAGUGGCGCAGGAGCUGGGAUUGAUCUCUCGUCACUAUCCAUUGUUGAGGGGAAGGUCUGUUGGGAUCUUUACAUAGAUGGUCUUGUGGUUAGUUCAGAUGGAAAUGUAUUGGAUGCCUUAGGAGCUGCCAUUAAGGCAGCUCUAAGCAAUACAGUUAUUCCAAAGGUCCAAGUAGCAGCCAAUGCCUCUUCUGACGAGCAACCAGAGGUUGAUGUGAGUGAUGAAGAAUUUCUUCAAUUCGACACCUCAGCAGUCCCUGUUAUAAUUACUUUGACCAAGAUCGGGAAGCAUUAUAUUGUAGAUGCAACUACCGAAGAGGAGUCACAAAUGAGUUCAGCUGUUUCCGUUUCUAUUAAUAGGCAAGGGCGGAUAUGCGGACUAACAAAAAGAGGGGGUGCAGGUUUAGAUCCAAGUAUCAUACUUGACAUGAUAUCAGUUGCUAAACAUGUAAGUGAGCAGUUGAUAAACAAGUUGGAUUCAGAAAUUGCUGCAGCUGAGGCUUGUGAAGAGGAAACUGAGAUGGACAGUUAGUGCACUACUGCAUUUAUUAAUUUUAUGUAGUUUUUCAUGGGAUACGAAUGCGUUGUAGUAUCUUGCACUUAAAUGCUGAAUUCAUAAAAAGUUGGAACAAAUUGAUUCAACUAAACGUGGACGGAUCUAGAUCACAUUUUUAUGGAUUGUAGAUUUAAACAAAUGUUCGUAUAAGAGCAAACAUUCAAACAAAGGUAACAUCUGCAGUUUAACUUCUAUAACUGUACAACCUGGUGCAGAAUAGUGCCCGGGACCUUUUAGUUCAAGCAGUCUCAUAUGAAUGAGCAGUAUAUAGUUUGAUUAUAUUUUGUA
Molecule: messenger RNA, 1413 nt
Organism: Sesamum indicum (sesame)
Lineage: Eukaryota; Viridiplantae; Streptophyta; Magnoliopsida; Lamiales; Pedaliaceae
Source: RefSeq, a predicted model, not a curated record